GCAGGAUCCUGCAGGAUCCUGCAGGAUCCUUCGCAUUGACCCGGGUUUGGGUGCAGGAUCUUGCAGGAUUUUGCAGGCCUGAUUGACCCGGGUCUGGAUUGACCCGGGUCAGAAGAUCCCCGAUGGAUCCGGAGAUUUUGAAUCCGAUUGCGGUCCGAUGUUCCCGAUUCAGAGGGGAUAAAGAAGCCCCUGGAGGCCCAGGCCGCCAGGGAGCGCGACGAGUUGAAGAGCGAGCGGGACUCGUUGAAGGAGACCGCGGCCGCCCUCUACUGGUGGCGCCGGAGGAGCAAGAAGCCGGAAGGGAAGAGGCAUCGACUUCCACCAAGCAGGUGGAGGCCACCAAGAUAGGGGAGAAGGUCGAGAAGCUCCACUCGCAGCUGGUGCUGGAGUGCGUGCAGCUUCGCAGCGAGACUGCCAGCCUGAAGAAGAAGAAGUGGGUGCUGCGCACCGUGCUCGCCAAGGGCGGCGAGCGGGAGAGCGAGGCGAUAGGCGUGGAGAUCGAGCAGCUGCGGAGAGGCGGGCCGCGCCGCAGUCGCCGCCAGCGGCCCCGCCCCGCGGCGAUGCGUCGCGCGCCGCGCGUGCCUCACCGCGCGCAGGCCCUGCGACCUGAGCCCCGCCGGGCGCGCCUGCCCCACUAGGCCACGCGCUCGGCCAGCAGCUCGCGUUGGCCAGUUGGGCACCCUCCGGCUACCCUCCUCCUCC
Molecule: messenger RNA, 702 nt
Organism: Prorocentrum cordatum
Lineage: Eukaryota; Dinophyceae; Prorocentrales; Prorocentraceae
Source: the annotation of a GenBank genome assembly